CUUGUUGAGAAACGUGUUAAGAUAUUGAAAGGCAUAUCACGACAAUUGGAAUACCAAAAUAGAGGCUUUAGAAUGCCAUAUUCUGAAGAAUACAUCAGAAGUAAACUGAUCAAACAUCUCCAGGCCUCUCACGUCGAGGUAGAGGAUCAGUCCGACGGUUGCGGUGCCAAGUUCGCUGUGCUCAUUGUGUCGGCUAAAUUCGAGGGCAAACCGUUGCUCCAACGUCACAGACUAGUCAACGCAGCCCUGGAGGAAGAGCUGAAAGACAUCCACGCAUUUUCCCAGAAGACACUGACCCCCGAUCAGUGGAAAAAACAACAAUCUUAGGGCUUCUCUAUUACAACACGGCCUGGUGAUACGGGAAAUUUA
This is a messenger RNA of Diachasmimorpha longicaudata, 369 nucleotides long. Its product is annotated as bolA-like protein 2. The transcript is spliced from 3 exons. The record is from RefSeq and is a predicted model, not a curated record. Gene Ontology annotation, biological process: intracellular iron ion homeostasis. Lineage: Eukaryota; Metazoa; Arthropoda; Insecta; Hymenoptera; Braconidae. Gene Ontology annotation, molecular function: 2 iron, 2 sulfur cluster binding. Bases 73 to 327 code for a protein of 84 amino acids. Gene Ontology annotation, cellular component: cytosol; nucleus.